Messenger RNA from Maylandia zebra (zebra mbuna), 5633 nucleotides. Its product is annotated as zinc fingers and homeoboxes protein 1. Gene Ontology annotation, molecular function: DNA-binding transcription factor activity, RNA polymerase II-specific; DNA binding. Gene Ontology annotation, biological process: regulation of transcription by RNA polymerase II. NCBI's taxonomy places the organism in Eukaryota, Metazoa, Chordata, Actinopteri, Cichliformes, Cichlidae. The record is from RefSeq and is a predicted model, not a curated record. Gene Ontology annotation, cellular component: nucleus.
CGUUGCUCGCUUGUAGUGGCGGUAUGAAAAAUGGCCAUCGUCAGAUUCGGUGAACUAUCGGACCCUUUUCACUUAAACGGUCCGUCUCAUUAACAAAGCGCGACAGCGAGCAAUGCGAGUCGGAGCGGCGACCGGCCCAAACCGGAGCUAGCCGGCGGUAGUUAGCAUGUUCCCCGGCCGCUGGAGCGGCUCUGUGUCCGGCUGAAGCAGAUGGGAGCCGCGGUGAAAUCAAGCAAAAGGCGGAAGACUGCGUAUCAACAGACACGGCUACAGCUAACUGUUCGCUCCGACAUGCAGGAAAACGGAAACCGACAGUGCAGGGUUUAAAGACAGCGAAGGGAACAUUUCGACUGGUGACCUCCUCCUUUAUGGAGCCACGACAGGACGGCUUGAACUGAGUCGGCUCCAACACUCGGCUGAACGCGGCGCUCACCCAAACUCAGGAUGGCGAGCAGGAGGAAGUCCACCAUCCCCUGCAUGGUUCCUCCCCGAGAAACUGUGGACUCGGACCAGGAGAUGGAGGAUGUAACAGGCGCGGCGGAUCCAGAGGACAGCAACGGCGCGGCAACCGUCUCCUCAGAGGCUUCCGGCCUGCUGGAGGAGCGAGGAGAGGAGGCCGACGGCAGGCGUGAGGUCGCAGCGUCGGACCCCUACCUGGACUUGAAUGCAGCGGAGGGAGGCUACGAGUGCAAAUACUGCAGCUUCCAGACGUCGGAGCUCAACCUGUUCACCAUGCACGUGGACACGGAGCAUCCCGACGUCGUCCUCAACACCUCCUAUGUCUGCAUGGAGUGUGACUACCACACCAAGAGCUACGACACGCUGCUGGCCCACAACGCUCGGCUGCACCCGGGCGAGGACAACUUCACGCGGACGAUGGUGAAGCGCAACAACGAGACCAUCUUCCAGCAGACGGUGAACGACCUGACCUUCGACGGCAGCUUCGUCAAAGUGGAGGAGGACGAGGCGGAGGAGACGGCGCGCAGAGGCAUCGCCUUCAGCAAGACGCCCAUCAUGAGGAACAAGAGCCGAGCUGAGCCCAAGAAGUUCACCGCCGCGCACAAGAUGGCCGUCGACGAUGUCAUCAAAGUGGAAAGCGACGACGAGGAUGAUGACAAGGAGCCGCCUGCGCUGUCGCCCGCGCCGACGGCCCCCGCUACCGUCGCCCCUCGCCUCAUCCCCAUCACCGCGCCGCUGCAGGUCCAGGCCGUGCCGCAGAGCAUCGUGGUGAACAGCCCCAACGUGCUGCAGAUUAAAGGCGGGGCCUCCCCCGCUGGUGGCGGCGUGCUGCCUCCGGGGACGCUGGCGCAGGUUCUGUCAGCCCUGCAGAGCCAGCAGAACAGCACGCAGACGCAGCUCCUCAUCCCCAUCAGCAGCAUCCCCACCUACAACGCAGCCAUGGACAACAACGUCCUGCUGGUCAGCGCCUACAACAGGUUUCCGUAUCCCUCGGUGUCGGAGAUCGUGGGCCUUUCGUCACAGACCAAGUUCAGCGAGGAGCAGAUCAAAGUCUGGUUUUCUGCUCAGAGGCUCAAACACGGAGUCAGCUGGACGCCGGAGGAGGUGGAGGAGGCGCGGAGGAAGAAGUUUAACGGCACAGUGCAGACCAUCCCUCAGACCAUCACAGUCAUCCCCGCUAACAUCGCCGCCACCACAAACGGCCUGCAGAACAUCUUCCAGACGUGUCAGAUCGUCGGUCAGCCGGGCCUCGUCCUCACUCAGGUGGCCGGGAACAGCGGCGCGGUCCCCGUCGCCUCUCCCAUCACGCUGACGGUCGCGGGUGUCCCCGGCAGCCAGCCCAAAGCCGCCGAGCCGUCUACGUCCGAAUCGAACGCCGAGAUGUCGUCUUCGUCGGCCGGCGUGUCGCUCGGUCUGGACUCGACCACAAGCAAGCCGAAGAAGUCCAAAGAGCAGCUGGCAGAGCUGAAGGCGAGCUACAGCCGGCGGCAGUUCGCCACCGAGGCGGAGAUCUCGCGCCUAAUGCAGGUCACCAAACUCUCCAAGCGAGCGAUAAAGAAGUGGUUCAGUGACACGCGCUACAACCAGAGGAACUCCAAGGACCACCACAGCCUGCUGCUGACGCAGGCCACGCCUGGCAGAGCCGCGGCCGGCGGCGGCCGAGGAGGAAGGAGCGGCGGCGGUGGCCUCAACAUCAACGAUAGCAACAACAGCGACAACACCUCCACCAUCGUCAUCGACUCCAGCGACGACGCCAGCGACUCCUCGCCGACCUCGGCCGGCGCUCCAGGCUCAGCCGGGUCCUCCAGCGACCUCCGCAUUAAAUUCCGCCACGCCUUCCCCGACUUCACGCCGCAGAAGUUCAAGGAAAAGACUCCGGAGCAGCUGCUCGUGCUGGAGGCCAGCUUCCAGAAGUCGGACACGCCCUCAGACGAGGAGCUGAGCCGGCUGCGGGCGGAGACGAAGCUGACGAGGCGCGAAGUAGACGCCUGGUUCACGGAGAGGAGGAAAAUACCGUCGGCGGGUCAGUCGAAGGACAGCGACGCAGAGGGAGACGACGAGAAGGCGAAACCGGCCGCCGCGCCUUCGCCCUCGGCUCAGGAACGACAGGGCACGCCUCCCAUCAGCAGGAAGUUGGUGAAGAAGACGCCGGAGCAGCUGCACAUCCUGAAGAAGGCCUUCGUCCACUCGCAGUGGCCGACGCCCGAGGAGUACGACCAGAUGGCGAAGGAGAGCGGGCUGCCGAGGACGUACAUCGUAAACUGGUUCGGAGACACGCGCUACGCCUGCAAGAACAGCAACCUGAAGUGGUACUACCUCUACCAGAGCGGCAAGGUGGACGAGGCGUUGAACGGCGGCGCAAAGAGCCAGAAGAAGUCAAGGAAGCGUUUCCGUGGUUGGUCCAGGAGGACGCGCCGGCCGUAUCCCUGCAAGCGCUCUCCACAGGGCGGCGACGGUGCCAUCAAGGUGAAGUCCGGUAAGGCUUUUCUGAAGGAGUACUACCUCAAGCACCGAGCCCUGAGCGAGAAGGACCUGGACGAGCUGGUGGCAAAGUCCAGCAUGAGCUACGAGCAGGUCAGAGACUGGUUCUCCGAGACCGCCAGGAGGGCGGAAGAGGGCACGGAGCUCUUCAGCGAUGAGGAGGCGGAGGAAGAGGACGAGGAAGAGGAGGAGGAGGCGACGGCGGAGCACGCAGACAGCGAGGGAGAAAUGGAGGUGAAAGAACAAGGAGAGGAGGCAUCGGACGACGACUGCGUGGAGGAAGACGAGAAGGACGCAGAAGAGGAGGAGGAUGAAGAGAUCCAGGAGGGAUCUGAAGGUUUCAGCCAAUCACAGCCUCAGGCAGAAGAGCAGACGUGAGCAGACAGGUUUAUCGUUGCUCCCCCCGCGCAGAGAUGACAGAGGAUGUGGUGUUUCUCAGUUGGUGGUUCGGGACCCAAAGAUGGCUGCGGUAAGGUCAGAUGGACAUUCGCUUGUCGAGCGGUGGGUUGGAGCCUCGGAGGCUUUGGGUCGCGGUGCAGCUGAGAAUCGCCGCGACGGAGGACGGAGCGUGUGGAUUUAGUCUGCCGGGGACCGAACGGCGCUGCGAUUCAGCUCUGCUCCUGUACAAACGACAAGCUUUUACUCUGACAGCGACUCGGCUUUUACUCAGAUUUUCAUACAGAACUAAAAAGAAAUCAGCGUUUGUAUAAAGACAGAAGUCCAGGACAUUUCUCAGAGGUCAGACCUCGCAUGGUUUUCUCUUUAUUAAAAGGACUUUUUUCAGAAUAACGGAGGAACCGCUGGACGUUUUUUCCGGAGGGAUCGUCCUCCGGCCCAGAAACACUCGGCUCCUCUGAAGAUGAGGUUUUUAAAACCGCUCCGAUCAGUGCCAUUCUGUUUCUACGAUUGUUUAAAUAAAGACAAACGCAGCGCUGGAAAGAGACCCACAGCAGACCUUUUGUAUUUUUCCAGGUGAUUUCUUAAAGUCUGAACAACAUAAAACAUAAUGGAAGCUGAAUCUGUUUUUGUUUUCAGGCGUUCAGGUUCAGUUUCAACAUGAUUUCAGUUUGAACCAAAACAACCAGAGAACACGUGACGCACCGUUAACGGGAAAAUCCACUUUAAAACUCAGAGCGUGGUCAGUUUUACCCUCUGCGGGGUAACCACAGACGAGCACGCCUCGACAUAAACAGAUUUUUGAUUCUCGCUGUUGUUUACUCGUCUGUGCCGACGGAAACUUUUAACCGCUGGUUUGAAGCUUCUAAUCAAACUACCUGCAUCACGACUGCACCGCUCACACCACCAGCAUCCACGGAUGGUGUUCGACGGAUGCUGGUCCAGAGGGUUUCAGCCUCAGGUGGGUCUCGCUCAUAGAUCCCAGGAUGCUAGAGGAGCGAUCCCGUUUGAUCCUGGUUACAGAGCGCUGCUCCAGCUCGUCCUCCUGUGGUGGGGGCGGGGCGGCUCCGGUCCCUGCAGGGCUGCAGUGCGAGCUUGGUUUGUUCCCUUCAGUGGACGGAAGAUCUGGGCUGAGCGAUGGCCUCCACCUCUGGGUUGGUCCACUGGGUUGGUCUUCAGCCGCAGGUCAGCUGGGUCCAGAAUCAGCGAAUCAGCGGGCUGGGAGUGAGAAGCCGCUCCAAGUUUGUCUGCAGGAACGGGACAGUUUGUCUGUCAGUUUUCCAGAUGCUCUGCGUUCCCUGACCCCUGCUGACGGGCUGCGAGUGGUGACCGCAGGUCGGUCGCCUCCUGACCGCCCUGAAAGGAGGCAGCCGAGGUGGCUCGGACUCCCGAACACCUAUCAGAGGUGUGGCCAGGACACACUGGAGAGGUAACAGGUGAGCUGUGAUCCAGCUCAGCGCUCGGACAGAACAGGGACAUCACCGGACGUGUCACAGAGCAAAAACUAAAAGUUCAGAUGGAAGUGGAUUUUUCCUUUAACGCUGUGCGGACACAGACUCGCUGCUCGGAUGAUUUUUUUUCUGGGUUUUUUAAAAAAAAUAAUCGGAACUUUACAAACCGAUGAAGUUGAGAAACGUUUGAACCUGAGCGCCGCCUCCUCGUCUCCUCGUCCAAAAAGCAAACACACACAGGCAGGUGCGCUCUACUUCAGGAAACAGGCAACUUUACCUCAGUCAGUUAAACUACAAACUCGGCAAGAUUGUGACAUUUACACUCGACGACAGGUUUCUCCUUUACUGUAUGCAUGAAAAUAAUUAUGUCUUUCAGACAGCGUUCGCCACCACAGGCAGCGAAUCGCUUCAAAGAGGAACAGCAGAAGAAGACAUAGUUAUUACUGCAUUUAUUAGCUCAAAUACGGGUGAACUAGUUAAACGAGAUCUUUCAGGUUUCCUCGAAUUAAAGACGAUAUUUUAGGGACAAUAAACCACCAGGCUCAGUUCUUACGGGAGCUUUUUAACUUUUCAUAUGGGGGGAAAAAGCUUUUAUUUUGCUUUUCUGUGCUCUUCCUGUGGUGAGGGAACCUCGUAGGUCUCUGAUAGGAUAUGCAACCAUCAAGGAACAAUCAGCAGGUGGAGGUGGGCAGUAAAAUCUUCUCUGUAACCUUUCAACCACUCGUCCUCUUCUUCUUUAAAUCGCUUUAAUAGUCGACGGUUUUUAGUAGUUAAUUUAUUUAUUAUAUCUGGACUUUCAUGGAUCUUUUUUUGUCUGCAAGCAAAAAAUAAAAAGUGAAAAAACGA